CCAACUCCGUCCGGCCUUUUCGAACCGCGACCAUCGCCGACUGCUGGUAUUGGAGUCUUCGCCAUUGCCGCCAUACCUUCGGGCACAAGAAUACUGUGCGAAGCUCCGCUCUUUGCGCUUCCUGACGACGACGAUGUUAUAGCGUGUUAUCUCGCAAUCAAAGACUUACCCCUGGAUCGACAAUCUGCAUUCUGGUCUCUUGCCGGCUGUACGAGUCCUCCAGGAGAUACCGAAUGGAUCGACGAGCUGCGAGAAGCCUAUGAUGAAGACAUGGGCGAUGCGUUUGACGAUCUAGUCAAGAAAUACGAAGAUGCAUUCUCGAUAUUCGAGACCAAUCGCUUCACUUUGCGCUACCCCGAUGGCUCACCUAACAAGCUGGGAGUCUUUCCAAACGUAAGCCACCCUCUUUUNGCUGCGCGAUUUAACCAUUCAUGCUCGCCCAACGUUUACCAUCGCUACAAUCCAUACAUAGACCGACUCACCAUACACGCCCUUCGCGACAUCCAUCCGGGUGAGGAGAUUUGUACCGCCUACAUCGAUAUUUGUCAUGACACGGCCGAAAGACGUCGCAUUCUACGCCACUGGGGAUUCACUUGUUGUUGUGAGGCAUGCGAGGCACAAGAUCCAGCGCGCGAGGCUCGAAGAAGUAGACUGGAAAAGCUCAUGACUACCAUGCAAAGGAGAGAGAACAAGAGGUCUUUCGAAAACUGGGGCGUCUGGGACUACGCAGAAGCUCUCACCACUGUGGAAGAAAUCAUCUCCAUCAUGUUGGACGAUGGCCUGGAAGAGACAGACACACUUGGCGAAGCCUACGAGAACGCGGCAACGUACAAUAUUGCUAUGGAUUGCAGGGAAGAUGCUAUCAAGUGGGCNCGAAAAGACCUGGAGAUCGAACGUAAGUGCUGCGGCGAGGACAGCGCUGAAUAUGCCACAGCAUUGGCAUUGCUGGAAUCUGCCCGAGCGAUG
This is a messenger RNA of Aureobasidium musti, 966 nucleotides long. Lineage: Eukaryota; Fungi; Ascomycota; Dothideomycetes; Dothideales; Saccotheciaceae. The record is from the annotation of a GenBank genome assembly.